Equus quagga is the source of this 743-nucleotide messenger RNA. RefSeq names its product adhesion G protein-coupled receptor E4-like. The record is from RefSeq and is a predicted model, not a curated record. The annotation marks the transcript as partial. NCBI's taxonomy places the organism in Eukaryota, Metazoa, Chordata, Mammalia, Perissodactyla, Equidae. Gene Ontology annotation, molecular function: calcium ion binding. The transcript has 8 exons.
UGCCAGCCUGGAUGCAAAGCAAGAACUUUUCAUCUUGUGGGAACCCUUGCCACAUCUUGCUUGAGAGCGUUUCUCAGAUUGUAUUUCCUGGAAUCUCAGUGCUAUGGGAAGCAAGUGCCUGCCGCUGCUCUCAGCUCUCGGUGUCCUGCUGGCUCUGUCAGGAGCAGAUGCAAAGAAUUCUGGAGCUUUCUGUCCUCCAUGCCCUGAAAAUGCCAGCUGCUACAAUAGCACCCACUGUGCUUGUAAAGAUGGAUUUCAUUCCACGGCUGGGAGGAGAUACGUCACCAAGUCCUCUGAGAAAUGUGAAGAUAUUGAUGAGUGUAAUACUGGGCUGGCAAAGUGCAAGAGGAGAUCAUAUUGCAGAAAUACAAUUGGAAGUUACUACUGCAGCUGUGUCCCGAAUUAUCCUCUCUUCAACUGGGUGGCCAAGUUCAUUAAAGUGAAUCAUCCAGACUGCUAUGAGGAUGCUCAUAAUGAGAAACCGUCGGUGGACACUUGGGAAAGUCUGAGGAAAAAUGAGAGCAAAGAUCACAUUGCAAAACAGGCCACCCAAAUCCUUCAAAACGUGGAAUUGGCCAUAUGGAACGCAAGUUUUGCUUCUCCAGGAAAGCAUGAAAAUUCUGAAUUUGAUAUAGUCUAUGAAACCAAGAAGUGCAGUGAGACAAGUGAGAAGACUCUUCUGGAAGCUGGAAACAACACAAUGGAUAUUGACUGCACUGCUGCUUUCAAAGGAGCCAGAAGAG